CCAGUGGAGACAAGCAUAACUGGGACAUUAAUGAACUUAUAAUAAUACUAGGCUCCCGGGGCCAAUCAUACCCGAGGCCAAGACGAUUCCACGGUGUUCCCGUACCCGUUGACUACUAUUAGAUCUAGACAACAACGAUGUCUCGUCUCUUUCUUUAAAGCCGCGCUCUGACGGCUCCCUGCACUUUCUGUUUUACUUUUGUUUGCCCUUUGUUUGCUUUUUCUUGCAUUACACUUGACAAAUACAUAGUAUUUCCCAUAUCACCCCUCUCCCUUCCUGUAUCUAGGCUACCACCAUGGGUGCCGGUACUGAAGACGAUCUUCACUCCGAGUCUGCCAUGUCUAGCGAGACAGCAGGCCCAUCGUCGUCCGUCAUGGCAACUCGUUCCCACAUGGAUAUGGAUCCCCAGGAAGUCGACAACAUCGUCCGUAUCGCCUCGCAUCUAUCCCGGCGCCAUGAGAACGUCCACCCCGGCUCGACAACAGACGGGGAGACCCUGAACGAAGAUGACCCGGUUCUGGAUCCUUCUGCGAAGGAGUUCGAUCUGCGGAAGUACCUGACCAAAGUACUUCGGGACUUCAGUCGGGAGGGUGUUGAGUCCUCUCAUGCUGGGAUUGUCUUCAAGGACCUCACGAUUUCGGGUUCUGGAGCAGCGCUGCAGUUCCAGAGUACCGUAGCGUCUAUGAUGUCUCUGCCGUCGCAAGUGAAGAACCUCUGGCGGGAGCGUAACUCUCCGGCCAAGAGUAUUCUGCAUGACUUCAACGGAACACUCAAGAGUGGCGAGCUGCUGCUUGUCCUGGGCCGUCCCGGGGCUGGUUGCAGUACCUUUCUCAAAUCUCUCUGCGGAGAGCUUCACGGACUGACUUUGGAUGACGAGAGCGUCGUUCAUUAUAAUGGCGUCCCACAAAAACAAAUGAUGAAGGAAUUCAAGGGAGAAGUCGUGUACAACCAAGAGGUCGACAAGCACUUUCCUCACUUGACUGUCGGACAAACCCUCGAGUUCGCUGCAGCCACACGUACCCCGGCCCGCCGUCUUGGAGGCAUGUCCCGCGACGAAUUCGCCAAGCACGUUACCCAAGUUGUGAUGUCCAUUUUCGGGCUCUCACACACAUACAACACCAAAGUCGGAAACGAUUUCGUUCGCGGAGUGUCAGGAGGAGAGCGCAAGCGUGUCAGUAUUGCCGAAAUGGCACUUGCUGCUGCACCCUUGGCGGCCUGGGAUAACUCCACUCGUGGACUGGACUCGGCCACCGCGCUCAAGUUUGUCGAAUCUCUCCGGUUGUUUGCGGAUCUCACUGGAUCGGCCCACGCGGUGGCAAUCUACCAAGCGAGUCAGAGUAUCUACAAUCUGUUCGACAAGGUUAUGGUUCUCUAUGAAGGACGCCAGAUCUAUAUAGGACCCGCCAAUGAAGCCAAGGCUUUCUUUGAGCGACAGGGUUGGGAGUGUCCGUCUCGACAAACGACUGGUGACUUCUUGACGUCUGUCACCAACCCGUCAGAGCGUCGCGUGCGCCCUGGCAUGGAGAACCAAGCCCCGCGGACGCCGGAGGAUUUCGAAGCCUACUGGAAAGCGUCUCCCGAAUACCAGAACAUGCAAAUGGAUGUCGUCUCUUACGAGAAGAAAUAUCCAUUGGCCAAGGAAGGUGCGACAGACUCGGAUUUCAGCCAGCGCAAGCAGUUGAUUCAAGCAAAGCACACCCGACCUGCCUCGCCCUAUCUCAUCAGCGUGCCCAUGCAAGUCAAGCUCAACACCAAACGGGCGUAUCAGCGAAUUUGGAACGACAUAUCCUCAACCGCGUCAAUUGUGAUAAGUCAGAUGAUCAUGGCCUUGAUCAUCGGUUCGGUUUUCUACGGUACUCCAGAUGCGUCGGCCGGUUUCCAGGCCAAGGGUGCUACUCUUUUCUUUGCGGUUUUACUCAAUGCUCUCAUGGCCAUGUCGGAAAUCAACAGUCUUUACGCGCAGCGGGCAAUUGUCGAAAAACACGCCUCAUACGCCUUCUACCAUCCUUUUACGGAAGCGGUCGCUGGUGUUGUCAGUGAUAUACCGAUCAAGUUUGUGAUUGCCGUGGCCUUCAACAUCAUCAUGUACUUCUUGUCGAAUCUUCGGAGGGAAGCAGCACAAUUCUUCCUGUACUUCCUGAUUACCUUCAUCGUCAUGUUUGUGAUGAGUGCGGUCUUCCGAACACUGGCAGCGAUCACGAAGACGGUCUCCCAAGCUAUGAGUCUGGCAGGUAUUCUUAUCCUCGCACUCGUUGUUUACACUGGUUUUGUCUUGCCUGAACCUUCCAUGCAUCCUUGGCUUGGAUGGAUUCACUACAUCAAUCCUAUCUAUUACGCCUUCGAAAUCCUCAUUGCGAACGAAUUUCACGGUCGGAACUUUACUUGUUCGGAAUUUGUCCCCAACUAUCCGACAUUGUCCGGAAACUCGUUCGUUUGCUCGAUCUCAGGUGCUAAAGCAGGACAGCGCACGGUUAACGGUGACGAAUACAUCGCGGUCAACUGGGAGUACAGUUACAGUCACGUGUGGCGCAACUUCGGUAUCUUGAUCGCCUUCCUCAUCGGAUUCAUGUUCAUUUACUUCGUCGCUACGGAAUUGAACUCGUCGACAACUAGCACCGCUGAAGCACUUGUCUUCCGUCGGGGUCGCGAGCCUGACUACCUUCGCUCGAACCAGGAGGGAUCUUCGGAUCCUGAGAAGGGGGCAGCGCCUGUUGCCACGAGACAGCCGACCAGGACCGAUGAAGGCGAACUCGGAAAGAUCCAGGCUCAUACCGAUAUUUUUACCUGGCGCGAUGUGAGCUACGAUAUUUCGAUCAAGGGAGAGCCUAGACGACUUCUGGACCAUGUCAACGGUUGGGUCAAGCCGGGUACGCUUACAGCCCUUAUGGGUGUCAGUGGUGCUGGUAAGACAACUUUACUCGACGUUUUGGCGCAUCGUACCUCAAUGGGUGUCAUCACUGGUGACAUGCUUGUCAACGGUCGGGAACUUGAUCAGAGUUUCCAACGGAAGACUGGUUACGUUCAGCAACAGGAUUUGCAUCUUGACACUGCCACUGUGCGAGAGUCGCUUCGGUUCAGUGCUUGUUUACGGCAGCCUCCGACCGUGUCCAUUCAAGAGAAGUAUGACUACGUGGAGGAGGUUAUCCGGAUGUUGAACAUGAGUGACUUUGCGGAAGCUGUCGUCGGUGUUCCUGGCGAAGGUUUGAAUGUUGAGCAGCGGAAGCUGUUGACCAUUGGUGUCGAACUUGCCGCUAAGCCUAAGCUUCUUCUCUUCUUGGACGAACCGACUAGUGGUCUCGAUUCUCAAUCCUCCUGGGCUAUUUGCGCGUUCCUGCGGAAGCUGGCAGACAACGGUCAAGCAGUUCUCUGCACAAUCCACCAGCCCAGCGCCAUCCUCUUCCAGCAAUUCGAUCGACUCCUCUUCCUCGCUCGCGGUGGUAAAACGGUCUACUUUGGCGAAAUUGGCGAAGACUGCCGCACCCUCCUGGACUACUUCGAGAGCAACGGCGCCCGAACGUGUGAAUCCGACGAGAACCCAGCAGAAUUCAUGCUCGAUAUCGUGAACGCCGGCCAAAACACACAAGGAGAAAACUGGUUCGACGUCUGGAAACGGAGUCAGGAAGCCCGAGGAGUUGAAGCGGAAAUCGAGCGUAUCCAUGAGGAGCAGAAGAACAAGGCACCUGUCGGUGAGGAUGAUCAUGCGGCUAGAAGUCAUGAAGAGUUUGCUAUGCCGUUCUGGUACCAGUUGUAUCUGGUUACCUACCGUGUUUUCCAGCAGUACUGGCGUAUGCCGUCGUACAUUAUGUCGAAGUGGGCGCUUGCAAUCAUGUCUGGACUGUUUAUCGGUUUCUCCUUCUUCCAGGCGAAAACGUCGCUACAGGGCUUGCAAACGAUUGUCUACUCCGUCUUCAUGAUUUGCACGAUCUUCUCGUCUUUGGUUCAACAGGUCAUGCCCCUCUUCGUAACCCAACGAUCCCUCUACGAAGUCCGCGAACGCCCCAGCAAAACCUACUCCUGGAAAGCCUUCCUCAUCGCCAACAUCGUCGUCGAAAUCCCCUACCAGAUCAUUAUGGGCAUCCUCGUUUGGGCCUGCUACUACUACGCCAUCGUCGGAAUCCAGACCUCCGCCCAACAAGGCCUCGUCCUCCUCCUCUGCAUCCAGUUCUUCAUCUACGCCUCUACCUUUGCACACAUGGCCAUUGCCGCCAUCCCUGACACUGAAACCGCCAGUGCAAUCGUCACCCUGAUCUUCGCCAUGUCGCUUACCUUUUGUGGUGUCAUGCAGACUCCCACGGCGCUCCCUGGUUUCUGGAUCUUCAUGUACCGCGUCUCCCCGUUCACGUACUGGAUCAGCGCUAUUGCCUCGACACAAGUCCAUGGGAAAGUAGUCGAAUGCUCCGCGGCUGAAGUCUCCCUCUUCGACCCUCCAUCCGGCCAGACCUGCAAACAAUACCUCGCUGAGUACAUGAGUUACGCCCCGGGAACAUUGCAAAACCCCAACGCAACAGCGGACUGCAGAUACUGCUCCGUGAGUGUCGCAGACCAAUUCCUUGCCGGAUCAAACAUUUACUACAGCGAGCGCUGGAGGAACUUCGGCCUUGUGUGGGCGUACAUCGCGUUUAACAUCUUUGCAGCUACGAUGCUGUACUACCUGUUCCGGGUAAAGCGGUGGAACAUGAGUGGUUUGAAGGAGAAGUUCUCGAAGAAGAAAUAGAGUGAUUGCUUGAGUGGUUUACUUGCUUGGGUGGUUGAGUGUUUUGCACAGCGUUGAAGUUUUGAGACGUUUAUACCAAUACCCGUACAUAGAU
Molecule: messenger RNA, 4808 nt
Organism: Aspergillus glaucus CBS 516.65
Lineage: Eukaryota; Fungi; Ascomycota; Eurotiomycetes; Eurotiales; Aspergillaceae
Exons: 5
Coding region: 296-4714 (1472 amino acids)
Biological process (GO): transmembrane transport
Cellular component (GO): membrane
Molecular function (GO): ABC-type transporter activity; ATP binding; ATP hydrolysis activity
Source: RefSeq, a predicted model, not a curated record